Messenger RNA from Lepus europaeus (European hare), 1038 nucleotides. Its product is annotated as melanoma-associated antigen B10-like. NCBI's taxonomy places the organism in Eukaryota, Metazoa, Chordata, Mammalia, Lagomorpha, Leporidae. Bases 1 to 1038 code for a protein of 345 amino acids. Gene Ontology annotation, cellular component: nucleus. The record is from RefSeq and is a predicted model, not a curated record. The transcript has a single exon. Gene Ontology annotation, biological process: negative regulation of transcription by RNA polymerase II.
AUGCCCCGGGGUCAGAAGAGUAAGCAACGUGCCCGUGAGAAACGUCGCCAGGCACGAGGACAACAGGAGAGUGUGGAACACGCUCAGGCCACUGUAGUGGAGGAAGAAGAAUCGCCCUCUUUCUCAGCUUCCAAUACCGAAGAUGUUAUCGAAGAGCUACCUGGUGCUGCAGCACCCAGCAAUGAGCAAGAGCCUGAAAUGGCCACUGGUGCUGCUGCAGUUGUUUCAUACGCAAGAUCUAAAGAAGGCACCAACAACCCAGGUAGAGAAAGGCCAAGUGCCUCACAGGCCCGGGCUGCCAUGAAGCACUUGCAAAGUGGCCCUCUAGCUGAGAGGGUUGCCAUGCUGGUGCAUUACCUGCUCUACAAGUAUCAAGUGAGAGAGUCUGUUACCAAGGCAGACAUGCUGAAAAAUGUAAUCCAGAUGUACAAGCAUCACUUCCCUGAGAUCCUGAAGAAAGCCUCAGAACGCCUGGAGCUGGUCUUUGGCCUUGAUAUUAAAGAAGUGGAUCCCAACAGAAGCAUUUAUGUCCUGGUCAACAAAUUGGAGCCAAACUACAACGCAAGAGUGACUGAUAACAGAGGUGUGCCGAAGACAGGCCUGCUGAUGAUUAUCUUGGGUGUGAUCUUCACAAAGGGCAACUGUGCCACCGAGGAGCAAGUCUGGGAAGUGCUGAAUAUGAUGGGCGUAUAUGAAGAUAGCAUUCACUUCAUUUUUGGGGAUCCCAAGAAGCUCGUUACCGAAGAUUUGGUGCAGGAUAGGUACCUGGAGUACCGCCAGGUGCCCGACAGUGAUCCUCCACGCUAUGAGUUGCUGUGGGGUCCAAGAUCUUAUGCUGAAACCAGCAAGAUGAGAGUCCUUGAGUUUUUGGCCAAGAUUCAUGAUACCGUGCCCAGUGCCUUCCCAGUCUGGUAUGAAGAGGCACUGCAAGAUGAGGAAGAGAGAGCCCAAGCCAGAGUUGCGGCCAGGGCUCGCAUUAGUGCCUUGGCCAGAGCACGUUCCAAGGCCUUGACCAGCAGCCUUCCUUGCCCCAAGUAA